This is a messenger RNA of Microplitis demolitor, 1106 nucleotides long. Its product is annotated as cell growth-regulating nucleolar protein. Gene Ontology annotation, cellular component: nucleolus. The transcript is spliced from 2 exons. Bases 154 to 1050 code for a protein of 298 amino acids. Gene Ontology annotation, biological process: negative regulation of transcription by RNA polymerase II; rRNA processing. The record is from RefSeq and is a predicted model, not a curated record. Gene Ontology annotation, molecular function: DNA binding. NCBI's taxonomy places the organism in Eukaryota, Metazoa, Arthropoda, Insecta, Hymenoptera, Braconidae.
UAUAUGGAGUUCGUGCUCCUUAUCUAGUCUCCAUGGUUAGAAGGUUGGAAUUUGGAGUUGAAUUUCGUAGACACGUGUGUGGAGAGGUUAUAAAAUUAUUAUUAUUGUUUAUUGAUGGUGUCGAAGUGAUUAUUAGUAAUAAAUUUAUUUAAAAUGGUUGUAUUUACUUGUAACAAUUGCGGUGACUCGUUACAAAAACCCCGGGUUGCUAAACACUAUCAGUUUCAAUGCCGAAAAAGGGUUUCGCUGUCAUGUGUUGAUUGUUUUAAAGAUUUUUUGGAUGACGAUUAUGUAUCACACACAAAAUGUAUCACAGAAGCUGAGAGAUACGGAGGUAAAAAUUUCGUCGCGAAACCCUCGGCUAAUAAAGGAGAGAGGAAGCAGCAGGAGUGGAUCAAAGUAAUAAACAGCGUGCUGUGCUCGAGUAAUCUGAGUAAGGAGGAAAAAAAUUUUUUAAAAAACAUUUCAAAGCAUGAAAACGUCCCGCGAAAAAAGCCAAAGUUUUUAAACUUCGUUAAAAACGCCAUGGGGUACCGGGUCGACGUAACCAUCGUCGAGAGUUGUUUCGAUAAAAUAGAGUUCGCGUUUAAGGAAAUUAAUAAUAAGCAAAUUGAUAACGGAGUCAAAAAUGAGUCCGAAGCGAAUGACAAAUUAUCAGGUGAAGUAAAACAAGAAUGUAAACCUGAAACUAAUGGGUUAGUUUCCAAUGAUCAGGAAAAGAAGACUAAGAAAAAUAAACGUAAGUUGGAAAAUGAACACAAAGAAGAAGAAAAAGAAAAAGAAGAAGAAAAAGAAGAAGGAGGAGAAAAAAAAAAAUUAAAAAUUGAAAAUUGUCAGCAAGAAGUCAAUGAAAAAUUUAUAUGGAAGGAUAAAAUUAUAGAAAUAAUAGGAGACCGUAAUGAAAUGUCAUUAAAAAAAUUACGUAAAAAAAUGAUGAGAUUUUUACCUGAGUACAAAAAUGAGGAAGAAAAAUUUGAUAAAAAAUUGACUAAAAAAUUAUCUAAAAUAGAAGAAUUAAUUUUAGUAGAUAAUAAAAUAAAACGUAAAUAAUAUUUUGUAAUUAAUAUUUGAUAAAUAAAUUUAUAAUUUACAUAUUUAUAUACAAA